GAAGUUAGCAAAAAAUUAAAGGAAGAAGAAAAAGAGAGAUGGGAAACAAUUCAAGAGCUAUUUUCUCUUUAGUCUUAGUUGUAGCCUUAUGUGCUGCAAUUCUAAUCACUCCGGGAACAGCUCAUGAACAACCACCGCGCUUGCAAUCUCCUCCGGAUUUUCCUAUUGAUUUGGAAAAAUGUUGGUCAUCUCUUUUCAAUACUCAAGGAUGCAUAUUGGAGGUCUUCAAGUCAGUUUUUUCUGGUCAGUUUGGAAAUGUUGGAGUGACAUGUUGCAAAGCUUUCUCGACCAUAGAUGCUAACUGUUGGCCUCAUAUGUUUCCGUUAAACCCAUUCUUUCCCCCUCUUCUUAAGGACAACUGUGCGCACAUUGUCCCCAAUUCCUCCACAAACAAGUGAAAGCGGGAGAAUGAAGUGACUUGAGGCUUUAUAAAGUCGAGUUAGUUUUAUUAGAAACCUAAGGAUAUCUUUCCAUUCAUGUUCCUAGUGUCUUAUGAAUA
Molecule: messenger RNA, 499 nt
Organism: Camelina sativa (false flax)
Lineage: Eukaryota; Viridiplantae; Streptophyta; Magnoliopsida; Brassicales; Brassicaceae
Product: egg cell-secreted protein 1.4-like
Biological process (GO): regulation of protein localization to cell surface; regulation of double fertilization forming a zygote and endosperm; double fertilization forming a zygote and endosperm
Cellular component (GO): extracellular region; vesicle
Source: RefSeq, a predicted model, not a curated record